AUGAGUGAUAUUAAAUUCGUUGUUAAUUCUCAGUAUUGCAGAAAUUCGUCUUUAGUUAAAUAUGGAAGUGAUUUUUGUUUCGUUAUCAAUGGUCAUCGAUUUUAUACAACACAAUCACACGCAGUUGUUCUAAGUGAAACAGUUCGAAACAUGUUGAUUACAGAUAAUAGUGCACAAGAGAUUAAUAUUGAUAUUAAUAUUAAUACUGAUAUUAACAAUAAAGAAACAUUUAAUAAAGCAUUAAACAUUUUUUGUAAGUUUGUUCAAGAAGGAUAUGUUUCAGAAAACAUCGACAUCGAAACAAGCGAAAUUAUUUAUGAUCUUGGUGUUCUUCUCAAGAACGAAGAUUUUAUUUCACAAUACAAAUUCAUUAUUUCAUCAACAAUUAUCAGUGAAUCAAACAUCGAAUCAUUCAUCCGAUACAGUCUUAAAACAUGUGAUUUCGAUAAAACAUGUUCAUUCAUCGCAUCUCAUAUCUCUUUUCUUGGACCUUCCAAACUUUGUCUUCUUUUUGAAUCUGUUUAUCAUUCUAUUGCAUCAUCGUAUUUUAACGAAAACAUCGAUGAUUUUUGUUGA
Molecule: messenger RNA, 576 nt
Organism: Trichomonas vaginalis G3
Lineage: Eukaryota; Parabasalia; Trichomonadida; Trichomonadidae
Product: SH3 domain binding
Exons: 1
Coding region: 1-576 (191 amino acids)
Source: RefSeq, a predicted model, not a curated record